AUGGUCUCAACUUCCCUCGUUGCUGCCGUCUUGGCCCUGUACGCAGGCUCGGUCAAUGCCCAAGUGGCUUCUCUUUCCGGCAUUGCCAAAACUACCACUCUGCUCACGCAAACUAACAAGUUCAUUAUCGAGGUAGAUGAUGCUUCGCAAAUUCCCACCAAACGAUCGCUGAAAGGAGCUUCGCCUCAUGAAAUAUUGUACGCCUAUCUCGAGGAACGGGAUGUUAGCUAUGAAGUCGACAAAGAGUAUAAUACGGCAGACAUAUUUGUCGGGGCCGCAGUGACACUCGCUGGCGCUCAGGAUGCAGCUGAACUUGGUGCUACCGAAGGUAUCAAAGCGAUUCGACCUGUCCGAGUAUACCCUCCUCCAAAGCUUCCGCGGUGGGAUGUCGUGACAGAAGAUGAUACGCCGGACAUCCAAACCACUCACGUCCUAACGGGAGUGGACAAGGUUCAUGCCGAGGGUAACUUUGGCGCUGGGAUACUUGUCGGAAUAAUAGACACUGGCGUUGAUUAUACCCAUCCGGCUCUUGGGGCUGGAUUUGGUCCAAGCCACAAAGUUGUCGGUGGCUAUGACUUUGUUGGCGAUAAUUACACUGGUUUCAAUGAUCCUGUACCGGAUGACGACCCAUUGGACCAAUGUGAGGGUCAUGGAACGCAUGUUGCUGGCAUAUUUGGAGCUGAUCCAGAUAACCCGUAUAACAUCAGCGGUGUUGCCUAUCAGGCGUCCAUUAAUGCCUACAGAGUCUUUGGCUGUGAAGUGCUGGUCGAUGCCCUGCUCCGAGGAUACGAGGACGGCAAUGACAUUCUCACGCUAUCGAUAGGUGGCACUGACGGCUGGACAGAGGGCACGAGUUCCGUUGUUUCUAGCAGAAUCGCUGCCACUGGAAAGGUUGUCACUAUUGCCGCUGGUAAUUCUGGUGCUUCUGGCGGCUGGUUUACUUCUGGCCCUGGGAAUGGUAUUAACGUCAUUUCUGUUGCAAGCUUAGACAAUACCGCAGUACCGUUACAGAACGCCACCGUUGGCGGCGUCGAGCACGACCCCAUCACGUACUAUCAAACGGCUCCAUUGCCUGUCCUUGAAACCCGACUGAUUUAUGUUACCUCAAAUGAUACAACAAUCGCAGAUGACGCCUGUGAUGCACUUCCUGAUGAUACGCAUGAUCUUUCAUCACACGUGGUUACCAAAUUGGCUAACGUUGCCGACAAAGGAGCAACAGUAGCUUUGAUAUACGAGUCAGUCAUAUUGCUCAAUGGCAGUGGAUUUGGUGCCAUCGCAGUCGGCGACUUCAAUGCCUCUCUCAUACAGUCGGCUGACGGAGAAUUCCUGGUCGAGGCAUACGCAGCUGGUGCCGCAGUGACGCUCACAUUCCCCCAGACCGGAGCUUCAUACGAUUAUCCAGAUCCUGAUGGUGGACUCAUCUCUACGUUCACUAGCUAUGGUCCUUCCAAUGACUUCUACUUCAAACCAGCCGUUGCCGCUCCUGGCGGUAACAUUCUAUCAACUUUACCUCUGAAUUCCUAUGGACUUGCGUCGGGGACCUCGAUGGCUACACCUUUUGUUGCGGGAUGCGCUGCUCUUCUCUUCUCCGCCAAGGGCACAAGCUCUGAAGUUGGACUGUCCGCUAGAAGUCUCUUCGAAUCCACUGCAAAAGCAAUCUCUUCCAGCCACAGGGACGGAGAUCCGUACCAGACAGUGACACAGCAAGGAGCUGGAUUGAUAAAUAUUUAUGACGCGAUACAUUUCGCGACAACACUCGACUCGGGAGAAUUAAUCUUGAAUGACACGGCUCAUUUCCAAGGCAGUCAGACGUUCACUGUCACGAAUACAGGAUCGACUUCGAAAGAUUACACCGUAACAAACGUACCCGCCGGAACGGCAGUCACUGUCACUGAGGGAUCCAUCCUUGUUGCCGAUGGACCUGUUCCAUUGUCCACAGAUUAUGCAACCGCAAGCUUCAGUCAUGACAGCUUCACGCUUCAACCCCAAGAGUCCAUUGAUAUCACUGUAACAAUUUCGCCUCCCAGUGGCGUUGAUGCAUCUACAUUCCCAGUUUACGGUGGAUUUAUUCAAGUGAUCAGUGGCAGUGAAAUUGUUCAUGCUACAUACCUUGGCCUUGCUGCUUCACUUUAUGACAAACAAGUCAUCGAUGAUACGGAUUUCUUCUUUGGUGUAGACUUACCGGUCAUUUUGGACGCAGAUGGAUCUGUGCAAACUAACCCGACAAAUUAUACGUUUUCCACCUCUGAUUAUCCCUCGCUACUGUUCAGACUUGCUUUUGGUUCCUCCACUGUUCUCAUCGACCUUGUGACCGCUGAUGCGACUCUGGAACGUCGCGAUGAACCAACCUUGACAUUUAUUAAAGGUAGUCUGGCGGCAUUGGCGGCUCCAGAUGUUGUUGGAUCUAUCGCUGAGCUGGAUUAUUAUCCUCGUAAUGAUGACUCGGAUAAUCCCUACUACUUGCUGGACCUUACCACCCCAACAUUUGCCAACGGUACUACGAUUCCCAAUGGCAGUUAUAAAUUACUUUUGCGCGCACUCAAGGUCACAGGAGACCCCUCAGUGGCAAGCGACUAUGAAAGUUGGUUGAGUCCCAUUAUUGGUGUUGUCGCGUAAAUAAGUAAAGGAUACAGUUAGCGCUGUUACUUAGGAAAUUUGGAACAUUGAUCGUAUUAUUAUACCUCUUCCUCCGAAUCUAACGUCCAGUUGUUCUCUUUGACCAGCUUCUCUCGCUCAAGCAGAUAUUUACCUAGUAUUACAGGUAU
Messenger RNA from Desarmillaria tabescens, 2765 nucleotides. RefSeq names its product subtilisin-like protease. NCBI's taxonomy places the organism in Eukaryota, Fungi, Basidiomycota, Agaricomycetes, Agaricales, Physalacriaceae. Gene Ontology annotation, cellular component: cell wall; membrane. Gene Ontology annotation, molecular function: serine-type endopeptidase activity. The transcript has 21 exons. Bases 1 to 2616 code for a protein of 871 amino acids. Gene Ontology annotation, biological process: proteolysis. The record is from RefSeq and is a predicted model, not a curated record.